UGUCCCUCGGACACAGCGGAUCACUGAUCAUGGAAAAGAGCCGAAGAUAUUGGACAUGUACACUGAUCAUCAGGGCACUGAUGAUCCGUGUGCCCUGAUGAUCAGUGUAGCCCCAGCAGUGCCACCUGUCAGUGUCCAUCAGUGCCUUAUGUCAGUGCUCAUCAGUGCCUCGUGCCAGUGCCCAUCAGUGCCACAUAUCAGUGCCUACCAGUGCACAUCAAUGCCACCUAUCAGUGCCCAUCUGAGCUGCCUUUCAGUGUCACCCAUCAAUGCCUAUCAGUGCCCAUGAGUGAUGCCUGUCAAUGCCCAUCAGUGCCACCUACCAGUGCUUCCUCAUCAGUGUA
This is a messenger RNA of Staurois parvus, 344 nucleotides long. Lineage: Eukaryota; Metazoa; Chordata; Amphibia; Anura; Ranidae. The record is from the annotation of a GenBank genome assembly.